Corylus avellana is the source of this 948-nucleotide messenger RNA. The record is from RefSeq and is a predicted model, not a curated record. Lineage: Eukaryota; Viridiplantae; Streptophyta; Magnoliopsida; Fagales; Betulaceae.
UCAAGAUGAGACAGAUCGGUUCAUUGUAGACAAUUGCAAGAGCAUAUACUUUGCUGGGUACGAGACUACUGCUGUCUCCGCAACGUGGACAUUAAUGUUGUUGGCCUCAAAUCCAGAGUGGCAAGCCAGAGUUCGUGCCGAGGUGCUCCAAGUUUGCGGUGGUCAAAUGCCUGAUGCUCAUAUGGUUCGCAAGAUGAAAGUAUUGACAAUGGUAAUUCAUGAAUCAUUGCGACUUUAUCCUCCGGUCUCGGCGGUGUCCAAAGAGGCAUUGAAAGACUUAAAAUUCGGAGAUAUUCACGUGCCUAAUGGUUUCACUGUCUGGACCUUGUUGGUAACCUUACACCAAGACCCUGAUAUUUGGGGACCAGAUGCCGAGGAAUUUAACCCUGAGAGGUUUGCUAAUGGAGUCAGUGGUGCGUGCAAGUUCCCUCAUGUCUACAUGCCUUUUGGAGUUGGGCCGCGUAUGUGUUUGGGGCAAAACCUUGCCAUGGCAGAGCUCAAAAUUAUUUUAGCUCUAAUUGUGUCCAAUUUCUCAUUCUCCUUGUCACCCAAAUACAGGCACUUCCCGACAAUGACUUUGGUUAUAACGCCUGAACAUGGUGUCAAUCUCCUUAUUAAGAGAUUGUGACAUAUUGGAGUAUAUGUUUAUAUCUCCAUUCUAGUUUAUAUUUCUGCACGUUUAAUUUUCUUUUUCGAGUCCAAGUUGUCAACGAAUUGGUGUAGAAGAUUUGGGUAAUUCAAUUGAAGAAGAAGUCCAUUCAGCAUGGAAGAAUCCAAUUCAAUUCCCAAAGGAGUCAGCCAAGUGCAGUUUCUAUCCCUCUCUGUGAAUCAGGGUGCUUAUAGGAUUACGCAAUGUGCAUCCAACUGCUACGUGUCAUAGUUGUUUUAGUCUACAUUUAUCUUAAAUAAGUAGACAAAUUAUAUAAAGUCAUGUGCUCUUUUUAUCAA